Molecule: messenger RNA, 570 nt
Organism: Saxophila tyrrhenica
Lineage: Eukaryota; Fungi; Ascomycota; Dothideomycetes; Mycosphaerellales; Extremaceae
Exons: 2
Coding region: 1-570 (189 amino acids)
Source: RefSeq, a predicted model, not a curated record
AUGCCUUCCCUCGCCUCCUUCACCGACCCCAAGGCCUACCACAUCCUCAGCUAUGGCACCCUCCUCGGCUCAACGUUCUUCCAAACGUUCAUGGCAGGUCCCUUAGCCUACAUGUGCCUACCCAAACCACAAUUCUCGACCCUCCAGCAGAAGAUCUUCCCACCUUUCUUCGCCUUGCAGACCGCUUUGCCUCUGCUCAUGGCACUGACAUGGCCGGGCGAGAAGAUUGCAGGCGCAGCCGGAAUGGGCGUGAUGAGACAGAAUACUGGGUGGAGAGGGUUGAUGGAGGACAGUAAUCUAUGGACAGCAUUAGUGCCGAUUGGAUUGAUGUUUGGCACGUCGUUGUUGAAUUUGGUGGUGUUGGGACCGGCGACGACGAAGGUUAUGCGGGAUAGGAAACAUCAGGAGACAAGAGACGGCAAGAAAUACUACGACCCUGGACCAAAGUCUGCAGAGAUGCAAAGGAUGAACUCGUCGUUUGCAAAGCUCCACGGCGCGAGCUCAAUGGCGAAUGUCGUUGGACUGGCUGCGAUGCUGUUCUACGGUGUUGUUUUGGGAGAGAUGUUAUAG